Molecule: messenger RNA, 1727 nt
Organism: Panicum virgatum (switchgrass)
Lineage: Eukaryota; Viridiplantae; Streptophyta; Magnoliopsida; Poales; Poaceae
Exons: 4
Coding region: 28-1476 (482 amino acids)
Biological process (GO): double-strand break repair
Cellular component (GO): PML body; cytoplasm
Molecular function (GO): 5'-tyrosyl-DNA phosphodiesterase activity; single-stranded DNA binding
Source: RefSeq, a predicted model, not a curated record
AACAAACCCCUCCAAUUCAAAAUUUGGAUGGCCACGCUCUUCUCGCCUCCGGCGGCGGCUCGUCUCGCUCCUCUGCUCCGCCGCCUCAACCCCAACCCCUCCCUCAGCCUCCACGUCCUCUGCCCCCAGAUGGCAAGAGCCCCCACCUCGCCCCCUCGAGCCAUGUCCUCCGUUCCCAACCUCCGUCUGUUGUCGUGGGACAGCGCCGACGACCCGCUGGAUUUCAGCGCGGUCGCCGCCACCGUGUUCUUCCCGCUCUUGCAGCGCGCGACGGAGCGGGAUCGCGCGCCGUCGCCGGAGUUCGUCGAGGUGCGCGCCGCCGCGGGCAAGCGGGCCGGCGGCGCGGCGGAGGGGACGAAGCGGGACCGCGCGCCGUCGCCGGAGUUCGUCGAGGUGCACGCCGCCGCGGGCAAGCGGGCCGGCGGAGCGGUGGAGGGGAUGAAGCGGAAACGCUCGCCGUCGCCGGAUGUCUUCGAGGUGCCCGCCGCCGCGGAGAAGCGGGCCGGCGCGGCGGCGGAGUGGAUGAAGCGGAAGUGUGCGCCGUCGCCGGAGGUCGUCGAGGUCCCCGCCGCCGCGGAAAAGCGGGCCAGUGGUGCGGCGGAGGGAGAGGAGACGGCGCGCGCCGCCAAGAAAGGAAAUUCAAAUAGUCAUUUAGAUAAGAAGAUUGUCAAAGUUAUGACAUACAAUGUCUGGUUCCGUGAGGAUUUGGAGCUGAUUAGAAGGAUGAAUGCUAUUGGAGAUCUUAUUCAGCAUCACAGCCCAGACCUUAUUGGCUUCCAGGAAGUUACUCCUAACAUAUAUCUGCUGUUCGAAAAAUCUGAUUGGUGGCAAGCAUACAAAUGCUCAUUGUCACAUGAGGAGGCCAUGGGAAGACCAUAUUACUGCAUGCAGAUGAGCAAAUUGCCUGUGGAGUCAUUUAACUGCAAACCAUUCUCUAACUCACAUAUGGGAAGGGAGUUGUGCACAGCUGACGUCAUUGUUGGAGGUUUGAUCAAGUUGGUGAUGGCCACAAGCCACCUUGAGAGCCCAUGCCCUGGACCUCCUACUUGGGAUCAGAUGUUCAGCAAGGAAAGGGUGGCUCAGGCAAAUGAAUCUUUGAGAAUUCUGGGAGCUUUCCGCAAUGUAAUAUUCUUUGGAGACAUGAACUGGGAUGAUAAAGGAGAUGGACCCUUCCCCCUACCAGAUGGGUGGAUCGAUGCUUGGGCUGAGUUGAAGCCAGGCGAAAAUGGCUGGACAUACGACACGAAAGCAAAUGCCAUGAUAUCAGGUAACCGCAAGCUGCAGAAGAGGCUUGACCGGUUUGUGUGCAAGUUGCCAGAUUUCAAGGUCGACAGCAUUGAGAUGAUUGGGAAGGAGGCGAUACCGGGUAUCACAUACAUUAAGCAGAAGAAAGUCCGGCAGGAGAUCCGCCAACUGGUGCUACCUGUCUUGCCCAGCGACCACUACGGGCUUGUUCUGACUAUCAGCUCAGUCUGAAGAGAUGUGAUUAUGGUAAAGAAACUACUGUCUAGUGUAGGGCCUCUUUUGUAAAUAGGUAUUAGGUAGUAGCAUAUCAUGUCCCAUGGAAGCAUCAUGGUGAUUCUGGUGGAUGCUUAUGCACAAUUGUAGACAUAGGAUCAUCCUGGUGCCCCCGAUUUUGUCCAGCUCUGCUAAGGAGGCACCCGUAUGCUAUGUAAAUAUACGGUACCUGGUGGCUUAUUGCUUGACAUGUUGAUACCCAUUGCUUC